AAUCCAUAAACAAUUCAUCACUCUUCGCCAUCUGUGGCAAAAGAGAUUAAAUCUUUGGGCAGCUGCGGAAAAACCCAGCAAAUCCCGUCACGCAAACUCCAAGAUGAGGAAAUUUGCCGCUGAAAAAUCCAAAAAUUUAUUAGCCCACAGGAAAUUCCUGGCUGGCGGUUUGCUGCAUCCCACCGCUUCUUCUUCUUCACUCGUCUCGUCGCAUUCACAUCAUAAUCUGCUGCCUCAUUCGUCGCUCCUCCUGCGUUUCCUGACCACUUCUGCUGCCAAUCCCUCUGCCCCUUCUGAAUCCAUGUCUUCUGAUUAUUCCUCCACUCCUGUUAAGAUUGAUUCCAUCAAUCCCAAGGUUUUGGAGUGUGAGUAUGCAGUCCGCGGUGAAAUCGUGAACCUUGCCCAGAAAUUGCAAGAAGAUUUGAAGGUCAAUCCGGAUUCUCAUCCUUUCGAUGAGAUCAUAUACUGCAAUAUUGGAAACCCUCAAUCUCUUGGCCAACAGCCAAUCACCUUUUUCAGAGAGGUCCUUGCUUUAUGUGAUCAUCCUGCCAUUUUGGAUAAAGGUGAAACACAGGGGAUAUUUAGCGCUGAUUCCAUCGAGCGGGCAUUUCAGAUACUUGACCAGAUUCCUGGACGAGCCACUGGAGCUUAUAGCCACAGCCAGGGUGUCAAAGGCCUGCGCGACACAAUAUGCGCUGGCAUUGAAGCUCGUGAUGGAUUCCCAGCUGAUCCCAAUGAUAUCUUCUUGACAGAUGGUGCAAGCCCUGCGGUGCAUAUGAUGAUGCAGCUAUUGAUAAGAUCGAAAAAUGACGGCAUCCUUUGUCCUAUUCCUCAGUACCCUCUGUAUUCCGCUUCGAUUGCCCUGCAUGGAGGCUCUCUCGUUCCUUAUUAUCUCGACGAGGCAACAGGAUGGGGUUUAGAAGUCUCUGAUGUUAAGAAGCAAUUGGAAACUGCAAGAUCAAAGGGCAUCGACGUCAGGGCUUUAGUUGUUAUAAAUCCAGGCAAUCCCACCGGGCAGGUUUUGGCUGAGAGCAACCAACAGCAAAUUGUCGAGUUCUGCAAGAAGGAAGGACUCGUUCUUUUGGCCGAUGAGGUAUACCAAGAAAAUGUAUACGUGCCCGACAAACAUUUUCACUCGUUCAAGAAAGUUGCACGUUCCAUGGGCUACGGGGAGAAAGAUAUUUCCUUAGUUUCAUUCCAAUCCGUGUCGAAAGGUUACUACGGAGAAUGUGGGAAACGAGGAGGUUACAUGGAAGUAACUGGUUUCGCUCCCGAGAUAAGGGAGCAGAUGUACAAACUAGCAUCAGUUAAUCUUUGCUCUAACAUAUCCGGUCAGAUUCUUGCAAGCCUCGUCAUGAGCCCACCAAAGGUCGGUGAUGAAUCGUAUGAAUCUUACACCGCUGAGAGAGAUGCAAUUUUAUCCUCCCUAGCGAGACGGGCCAAGACUCUUGAAGAUGCACUGAAUAGUUUGGAAGGAGUAACCUGCAACCGGGCCGAAGGAGCAAUGUAUCUGUUCCCUCGCAUUGCCUUGCCAAACAAAGCAAUCGAAGCUGCAAAGGCGGUGAAAUCUGCCCCAGACGCAUUCUAUGCCCGUCGCCUCCUCAAUGCCACCGGAGUGGUAGUCGUUCCUGGUUCUGGCUUCGGACAGGUUCCCGGCACGUGGCAUUUCAGAUGCACGAUUUUACCUCAAGAGGACAGGAUUCCAGCCAUCGUGUCUCGCCUCACGGAGUUUCACCAAGCGUUCAUGAACGAGUAUCGCGACUGAGCAACGCUCGGUAGUUCGAAUUCUACGCACCAAGGUUAUGUCUGUACAAUUUAGGACCAUACAAAAAUGGUUUUGGUGAGCUAGAUUUGGGUAGCUCAACAUUAUAUCUUGGAAUUUUGGGUUCAUAAAUUGGUUGUUUCUUGACUCACAAUAAUAAAUGAAUUCGACUUGGAUGUUUGAUAUU
Salvia hispanica is the source of this 1949-nucleotide messenger RNA. RefSeq names its product alanine aminotransferase 2-like. Gene Ontology annotation, biological process: biosynthetic process. Gene Ontology annotation, molecular function: L-alanine:2-oxoglutarate transaminase activity; pyridoxal phosphate binding. The record is from RefSeq and is a predicted model, not a curated record. NCBI's taxonomy places the organism in Eukaryota, Viridiplantae, Streptophyta, Magnoliopsida, Lamiales, Lamiaceae.